This is a messenger RNA of Sorghum bicolor (sorghum), 1073 nucleotides long. RefSeq names its product MAP7 domain-containing protein 1. Gene Ontology annotation, cellular component: nucleus. Gene Ontology annotation, biological process: gravitropism. The record is from RefSeq and is a predicted model, not a curated record. Lineage: Eukaryota; Viridiplantae; Streptophyta; Magnoliopsida; Poales; Poaceae. The coding region runs from base 140 to 736 and encodes 198 amino acids. The transcript has a single exon.
AAACACCCAUACUACACGCAUCAAAAUAUUACAAUGCAAACAAACACAACACACCUACCUAGCAAAAGGAGUAGGAGGCCAGCAAGCAAGAAAUACCUCGUGGCCACAUCGUCCCCCGGACCCCUUCUUGGUUUCUUCCAUGGAGGAGCAAGGUGAGAGACAGAUCCAGCUUCAGCUGCUGCUCCUCCCUGUGCCUGCAGGUCAUCAGGUGCUCCGCGACGUGCCGCCGCAGGCGGUGCCAGCCAGCGCCGUGGAGCACCCACAGCUGGACCUCGAUCUGUCCAUGAGCAUCGGGCCGAGGCAUCCUGCGGCCCCGACACCGGCGCCGCCGCCGCUGCCGCCGCCACGCGCGCGGUCGCCACCCACGAACGAGAUCAGGACGGCGCCGGGGCUGAUGGCGGUGCUGGCGCCGGCCGCCAGCGCGAGGCUGAAUCAGAAGCAUCAUGCAGCCGCCGACGUGCGCGCCGUGAAGCAGCAGGCGGCGGACCAGGCCCGCAUGGCGUCCGCCGAGCGCGCCUACGCGGAGCGCGUCCGGGAGCUGGCGCGGCGGGAGCUGGAGCUGGCGGAGCGGGAGUUCGCGCGCGCCAGGGCCAUCUGGGAGCGCGCCCGCGAGGAGGUGGAGCGGGUGGAGCGCAUGAAGCAGAUCGCGGCGAGGCGGCUCGUCGGCUCGGCCGCGUCGUCCGCGGCGGCGCUGGAGAUCACCUGCCACGCCUGCAUGCAGCGCUUCCACCCCUAGUGUCCUGAAGCUACUUACUCUCCAGAUCCUAGCUAGCUAUAGUACUAGCUCCUCCUACACACUUCUUGAUGAAGUGUAAAGGUGCCUGCCUCUCCGCGACGCCGGCCGCAGUUUCGAUCGUGUUGUGAUGGGUGGAUAGAUCGAUAUGGCUAGCUUCCUUCCACCAUUGCUGUAACUCUCUGAAUUUCUUCAAAGCUUUCUGCCCCCCAGCUCUUGUGAAUUAAUGCCAUGCCAUGUUCAGCUUGAGAUCCAGGAUCAUCGACCGUCUGGUUCCUAUGUUAAUUAGAUGCACGCGUUCUUAUCAUACAUCAAUGCAAUGAGCAAGUUCUUCUCCUUC